UAGCAAAAUACAGAGCAAGUUCCCUGUGUCUCUGUGUGCACUUUCAGCUCCUGUCUCUGCCUGUCAGGUGGACUCUGACCACAUUAGCCCUCUCUGCCCUGUCUCACCCUGAAAUGGCAUCUCCCAGAUGACUUCUCAUCAAUCAGACUGUCUGCAGUUCCCAUGGAGUACCUUGUUGAUUAAAUCUCGAUGAGAGAGAUCCCUUCUGCAUCUAUUACUGCCAGGGGUUUCACCAAGACACAGCCUGGAAUGUGAACAGGAGAGACCUGCAAGUAACCUGGGACAAUCCAGAGACUGGGCUGUGGAGCAAGGACCAACCAGGACCCCUUUACACAGUGAGUCCUCACUCUCUUAAAAUCAUUCUGCAAUAUCAACACCUAUUCUUCACUUAGCUGGGGGAUAGGUGACCAUAUCUGAGUUAUUUAUUGCUGCAGGGAUAUAUGAACUGUGAGAUCCUGUUAGAAUAGAUCUGGUGGGAAUGUCAUGUCCUAAUGCAACCAUCUAUGAUCAGCUAGAAGAAAGUCCAGUACAUGUUUGAAUUAGAACUGUAAGACAGAGAAAUCGUAUCUCAAUCCUCUGGAAUCUCCUAAAAAUAAAACAUUGGGACAAGAAAACCAAAAAUGAUUGAUGGUUCAGGAUUUGAGGAUUUAAAUGAAUCUGAAUACAGUGAGGACUCAGAGGUGGAGAUAGCGGUGAAUGUUGGUGGGAUAAGGCAGAUCCUGUAUGGGGACAUCUUGAACAGAUACCCUGAAACUCGACUGGCCGAGCUGAUGCAUUGCUUGGCUGGGGGCUAUGAUGCCAUCUUCUCCCUGUGUGAUGACUACGACCCUGGGAAGAGAGAAUUCUACUUUGACAGGGAUCCUGAUGCCUUCAAGUGUAUCAUAGAGGUUUAUUACUAUGGAGAGGUCCACAUGAAGAAGGGUAUCUGCCCCAUAUGUUUCAAGAAUGAAAUGGAAUUCUGGAAAGUGGACUUGGGUUUUCUGGACGAAUGUUGCAAAAGCCACCUGAGUGAGAAGAAAGAGGAACUGGAAGAAAUAGCCAGAAGGGUCCAAACUAUAUUAGAUGACCUGGGUGUGGAUCAAACAGAGAGCCGGUGGAAGAGGUUUAUGAAAUAUGUGUGGAAAUUCAUGGAGAAACCAGAAUCCUCUUACCCAGCCAGGGUAACAGCCGUGUUAUCGUUUAUGUUCAUCCUGAUCUCCUCUGUGGUCAUGUGUGUGGGGACCAUACCUGAGCUUCAGGUUUCGGAUGCUGAGGGCAAUCCUGUAGAGCAUCCCACCCUGGACAGCAUCGAGACUGCCUGUAUAGGGUGGUUCACCUUAGAGUAUAUCCUUAGGCUCAUCUCAUCCCCUAACAAGUUCCACUUUGCUAUCUCAUUCAUGAACAUCAUUGAUGUCCUGGCUAUCCUACCUUUCUAUGUUGGCCUUAUCUUGACUCAUUUAGGUGCAAGGAUUAUGGAGCUCACCAAUGUCCAGCAAGCUGUCCAAGCUCUCCGGAUCAUGAGGAUUGCAAGGAUCUUUAAGUUAGCCAGACAUUCGUCUGGUCUCCAGACCUUAACCUAUGCCCUUAAGAGCAGUUUCAAGGAGCUUGGUCUACUUUUGAUGUACCUUGCUGUGGGUAUCUUUGUGUUCUCUGCCCUGGGGUACACCAUGGAGCAGAGCCACCCUGACACUUUGUUUAAAAGUAUCCCUCAGUCAUUUUGGUGGGCUAUCAUCACCAUGACUACUGUUGGCUACGGUGAUAUCUACCCUAAGACAACAUUGGGGAAGCUGAAUGCAGCCACCAGCUUCCUGUGUGGUGUGAUUGCCAUUGCCCUCCCAAUUCACCCCAUCAUCAACAACUUUGUCAAGUACUACAACAAGCAGAGGGUUUUAGAAACAGCCACCAAACACGAACUAGAACUGAUGGAACUUCACUCUGGUGGUGGAGAAGGUGACCUUGGAAGGUCCACGUUGAACUCUGGAAGUUCUUUACAGGUAAUGGAAGGGAGAGGACUAUCUGCCUGGAGGUACACCAAACUAUCACAUAGUGAUACCUUUAUCCCAGCUCUGUUUAAUGAAAAACACCACAGAACAAGGCUACAGAGCUGCAAAUAAUAGACACUGCUGGAACAGGCUCACAUCUACACUAGUUUCCAACAGACUGUAUGCUGAGCUUUUGCAAAGAGGUCCUACUUCAAAGGAUGGACCAAGGGGGCAGCUGUGUCUGAGCUUCUACUUCAUAAUUACAGUUCUGUCUCGAUACAAUCUACAUAGUACUUAUUUACUGCUCCAGAGGGAAACAAAACACUGAAAAUAUCUGAAGCUACAUCUACCUAGACACAUGUCUAUCAUGUUAUGUACAGCUGUCUAUCUGUGACAGGGGGACAAAGUAACAAAAUGUGUCUUGAAAACGUUUUGGUUUUUCAAACUACUUCCUACUAAUCAGUCCUGGUGCUGUCUUUAUAAGAAUGCACACACGGAUUUGUUUCCAUUCUCAAAGAGGAAUUAUCCUAUGGAAUAAUGCUGUAAUGGUAGCUAAUGUAACAUUUCACUGAUAUUUGUUCUAUUCACUGCUUGUUAUGGUGGCUGUGAUGUUGAAGUGUCGCUGUCAUGCUGCAUUGCUGUAUAUUAACUGAUCAGUGUCUCUGCUUUAAUUGAGUUUGAUAUAUAUUUAAUUUGUUUCCAAUUUGAGUUAUGCAGUAUAUGUCAAUAGAGCAUCAAGCUACACACUCUGCAGAACAUUUUAAACACAGAGAUAUAGAAGUCUUUGAUGUUGGAGGUGGCUCCAAAGUCCAAAACAGUGUGGCUCUGAAGCUUCCACAAUGUGUGUUUUUCUACCAAAAGAAUGUAUAGAAUGUGCAUAAGUGGGCAUAUCUCCUUGCACAUACCCACUAAUGCAGUAAAUUUGAAUCCAUUGUUCCCAGUAGUAUAACUAUUGUAUUUUAUUUAAAAUAGAUCUACAUACAGAUGACCCCUCCAGUUACAUCUCAGAAGCAUGUUAAAUCCCUAGUAAAUAUGUAAAUAGUUU
This is a messenger RNA of Pelobates fuscus (common spadefoot toad), 3006 nucleotides long. It is a transcript of the gene KCNF1, whose product is annotated as potassium voltage-gated channel modifier subfamily F member 1. The transcript has a single exon. Bases 621 to 2093 code for a protein of 490 amino acids. Gene Ontology annotation, cellular component: membrane; voltage-gated potassium channel complex. The record is from RefSeq and is a predicted model, not a curated record. Gene Ontology annotation, biological process: protein homooligomerization; potassium ion transmembrane transport. NCBI's taxonomy places the organism in Eukaryota, Metazoa, Chordata, Amphibia, Anura, Pelobatidae. Gene Ontology annotation, molecular function: voltage-gated potassium channel activity.